UUACUAUACACACCUAUCUCUCUCUUUUUCUCAUCAUUACAUAUAUUAUAUAUUUAUAUUCUCACCGGAAAACUCAUCGGAAUCUUCCCCCGGCGUACGCAUAUAAUUUGAAUGAUUGUAUCGAACAUUUUAUAAUUAUUUACUUUGAUUUUGACUCCAUAAAUUGGAGAUGGGUGAACAAGUAUCUGAAUUUCAUGUAGCACAACAAAGCCGGAGAGAAAGGUUGAGGAUUACUAAUUCGGAGGAAUUAGGUAUUAUUCAUCAGCCAUAUCAGUAUGGAAAUAUUUCAUAUGAUCCAUCAGUAGGACUGUCGUCGUCUGAAAUGAUUAAUUUUUCAACGAUGACGACUAGUACUGAUGUUGUUACACAAAAUUGUAACACUUGGAAAAGUCACGGUGGGUUACAACAUUCUAGCUGUGGAUGGAAUAAUGUAACGAAUUUUAAUUCGAGUACUGGAUCUGUUGGUAUUGAGGAUAACAAUUUGAAUCCAAUGUUUGUUGUUGGAGGAGGAGGAGGAAGAAGAGGAACGUUAUCUGGAUCAUUGAAUUUGAACAGUAGUAUUACUGAUGUGAAGCCUAAUUUUUUUGGAGGUUAUACCGAAAUGCAGCAGUCACAGUGUGUGAGUACUAAUUUAUCGACUAGUAAUAUCGAGUUUAGCUCUUCUGUACUUUAUCAUGAUACACUUCAAGAAGUUGUUAAGUCUGCUACAGCAGGGAAUCAAGGUGUUGAUGUUGGUCGUAUUGGGUCGUGGACUGAGAAUGAAAGUGGAAUUCCUUUGCUUCCAAAUUGUAUGGAUCAAUCGCGCGAAUUGUACAAUAAGAAUUGUGAAUUGGGAUCGAAUUCUAGAAUCAAUGUUCCUGAUAACUCGAGUGCUCAGGGCUUGGCUCUUUCACUUUCACCAGUUCCUAGAACGAAUACGAUGCAAAUGGAAAAGAGGAACAAUGCAAUAGUAUCUGAAAAUUUUGCAAUUGCACAUAGAAGUGCAGUGCCACUUGGUCCUUUUACAGGUUAUGCAACGAUACUCAAAAGCUCGAAAUUUCUAAGGCCAGCACAACAAUUGUUGGAUGAGCUUUGUGAUCUUGCAGCAGGUUCAUCAAAUGUGAUUAAAUGUUCAAAUUUAUCGAAGAAAGUUCGUGAUGGUUUUAGGGUUUCUUGUGAUGUUGCUGCUGAGUCUUCAUCAGGAGGUGGUGGUGUCGGAGAUUCGGGUGGUUUGAAUGAGUCCAAUGUGUGCCCUGAGUACUUGCAAAAGAAGGCGAAGCUAAUAUUUAUGCAGGACGAGAUUUGUAAAAGGUACAAGCAAUAUCAUCAGCAAAUGCAAAUGGUCUUCUCGUCUUUUGAAACCGUGGCUGGUCUUAGUGCAGCUACCCCGUACAUUUCCCUAGCUCUCAAAACAGUCUCACAACAUUUUAAAUCGCUGAGGAAUGCUAUAACGGAUCACCUGAAAAACAUAAGGCAAGCGUUAGGUGAGGACCUGCCAUCCCCUGCAUCUGGCAUGAGUAAUAAAGGCGAUGGAAAUUCAUCGAGGUUGAAAUUCGUUGACCAGACGUCGUUACAUAAACAGAAAAGUUGUGGUGGAGCCGGGGUCGCUUUUUUUGAAUCACAACAUGUUUGGAGACCUCAAAGAGGCUUACCAGAACGCGCUGUGGCUAUUCUUAGAGCUUGGCUUUUCGAUCACUUCCUUCACCCGUACCCUACAGAUAGUGAUAAACACAUGUUGGCUUCUCAAACUGGCUUAACUAGAAACCAGGUUUCUAAUUGGUUCAUCAAUGCACGUGUUCGUGUAUGGAAACCGAUGGUUGAAGAAAUUCAUAUGUUGGAGACUAAAGGAGGAGGAUUGGGAGGAGAUCAAACCGGUUCCAGUAUAAGAAAGUCCGAUGUGAAUAAGGUCAUGACAGAACGAACGAACCAUGUAAAUUGUGGCCAACAUUUGAAUAAUGUACUACUCAACAUGAGCGGUGUAGUAAUGCCAGAGAAGCAUGACGACUAUGAAGGAAUAGUUGGACCCUCGGAACGAUUAGAUGAUUGUAGCAGUGAUCAUAUGUGGAGAAAUCAAGAAAAGCGUUCAAGGAUAGAGUGUCACAAUAUCCCUGCUGAUUCAAGCAUGGUCGGAUCGUUGAUGGGGUUUGUACCUUACCAAAGAAAUGCACUUGAAAUCGGAGGUAACAUUGGAGCUGUGUCAUUGACAUUAGGGCUAAGGCAAAACGCUGAGGCUGCACAACAACAACAGCAGUUGCAACUACACGAACAUCGACUUAGGCAGCAGUUUGGAGGUCACAUGAUUCAUGACUUUGUAGAUUGAAAGGUGAAAAGGAGACUACUAAGGUGAUAAUUGUUCUAGCAAAGGUUUAGUUUGUAGAUUAUGUCUUUUUCUCCAGUAGUUGAUGAAAUUUAUUACUGGUUUAUAUAGUACUAGGUUUUAUUUCACCAUAUUUUAUAACAAAGUUUUUCUUGCAAAGGCUUCUGUUGUAUGAAUCUCAAGAGAUGAGUAAGAAUCGCACUUAUUGUAGACAACGUUACUAUAUCAAUGAUGUCCUUGUAUGGAUUUUAAUAAAUUACUUGCGACUUUACCAUAACACCACUUAAGAGGGGAUGAAAUGUACAAAUUA
Molecule: messenger RNA, 2606 nt
Organism: Solanum dulcamara
Lineage: Eukaryota; Viridiplantae; Streptophyta; Magnoliopsida; Solanales; Solanaceae
Product: BEL1-like homeodomain protein 8
Exons: 5
Coding region: 170-2299 (709 amino acids)
Biological process (GO): regulation of transcription by RNA polymerase II
Molecular function (GO): RNA polymerase II cis-regulatory region sequence-specific DNA binding; DNA-binding transcription factor activity, RNA polymerase II-specific
Source: RefSeq, a predicted model, not a curated record